Messenger RNA from Setaria italica (foxtail millet), 727 nucleotides. RefSeq names its product dynein light chain 2, cytoplasmic. Gene Ontology annotation, molecular function: dynein light intermediate chain binding; dynein intermediate chain binding. Gene Ontology annotation, biological process: microtubule-based process. The transcript has 2 exons. The record is from RefSeq and is a predicted model, not a curated record. Lineage: Eukaryota; Viridiplantae; Streptophyta; Magnoliopsida; Poales; Poaceae. The coding region runs from base 148 to 495 and encodes 115 amino acids. Gene Ontology annotation, cellular component: dynein complex.
UAAUGGCUAUAUAACGUGACGAGCCACCCGAAGCAUUCGCCGCAUCUCGCGCCCCGGCAUCUGCUCCGCUUCCUCUCGGCAAGCCGGCCACCGUGUCGUAGUCUCGUGGAGCGACAGAGCAAGGCGGCGGCGGCGGCGGCGGCGAGGAUGCUGGAGAGCCAGGCGGUGAUCGGGGACACGGACAUGCUGCAGGCGAUGCAGCAGGACGCGCUGCGGCUGGCCGGGAAGGCGCUGGACGACUUCGAGGCCGUCGACUCCACCGAGAUCGCCCGGUUCAUCAAGAAGGAGUUCGACCGGUCGUACGGGCCCGGAUGGCAGUGCAUCGUGGGCACCGACUUCGGGUCCUUCGUGACGCACCACUCCGGCUGCUUCAUCUACUUCGGCAUCGGCAACCUGGCCAUCCUGCUGUUCAAUGGCGGCGCCGGCGGCGCUCCUCAGGGUGGCACGGCGGAGCAGGCGCGGCUCACGGCGCUGAAGGCUGCUGUCGAGGCGUGAGGGAUCGGAAUGGCGUAGGGUAUGCAGGAUGGAUUGGUCGAAGUUAUUAUGGUUCGUGUCAUGGUGUGGCUGUGUUCCUGCCACGUCGUUUCGUGCUUGCUUGCGAGUGAGAGUGGCCAGACUCGAGUGUAGCGAUCAAACUUGGAGGACUUUAAUUGGGUCUUGUUUUUAAUUGGGUCUUGUUUCCCAAAAUCCCAACUUUGGUACUAUGCAAAAAGAAGAUUCCCCAUCA